AUGGCAACAUAUAGGCUGGAAAGAGGUUCUUUUCUCUUCAUUUUCUUGUUUCUUGCGGUCAUUUUCUUGGCAGAGUUUUCACAGGGGGAUGAAAAACCAAUUGGAACAAAACUAGAGAUGAUUCACAGAAACAAUUUCCGGCGUGCCAAAGGGAUGCCACCUAUAACUCGAUUUGAGCACCUCAGACAGUUACUUGAUCGUGAUAUUAUUCGCCAUCAAAAAAACAGAAAUCGACGACAAGCCCUGGAGUGUGGCAAUGCCCAACAAACCUGCACAAACAAUGUUUCUGGGGAUAUGAAAAUGUACUCGGGAGCUGAUUUUGGGGUAGGGGAAUACUACGUGUCCUUGUCGGUUGGAUCCCCUGCACAAAAAGUUGUCCUGAUAGCUGACACAGGGAGUGACUUGACUUGGGUGAAAUGUAAUUAUUGGUGCAAUGGCACUAGCUGUGGGGAAAAAUUUCGAAAGCUGAGAGUUUUUCAUGCGGAUCAAUCGUCGUCUUUCAAUACCGUGCCCUGCUCUUCAGAAAUGUGCGAGAAUGAGCUUAUAGAUCUCGCCUCUCUUCCUGAACAGUGCCCUUCUCUCCAAAGUCCUUGCGCCUACGAAUACAGGUACUUGAGCGGAGAGCCUACGCGUGGAAUCUUUGCUAAUGAGACAAUAACAUUUGCCCAGACGAAUGGCGAAGAGGCAAAAAUCCUCAACAUGUUAGUUGGAUGCAGUAACCCUUCCGAUUUUGAAAAUUACGAGGGGGCUGAUGGUGUCCUAGGGCUUGGAUACAACAACUAUUCCUUGGCACUCAGAGCUGUUAAUAAAUUCGGAGGCAAGUUUUCGUACUGUCUAGUCGAUCAUUGGAGCACCCAAAACGUGUCAAGCCAUCUCAUUUUCGGUUCCCACGAAAGCAUAGAAUCUAUUAAAACACUCAACGGAACGCAACGGACAGAACUCGUCCUAAGAAACAGUUCAGGCUAUGGUGUAAAUAUAAAGGGAAUUUCUGUAGGCACCAAAAUGCUCAAAAUCCCAGAUGAAGUGUGGGAUGUGAAGAGUGGUGGAGGGAUGACGCUUGAUUCCGGUACAUCCCUAACUUUCUUGACAAAACCUGCUUAUGAUCCUGUAAUGGCGGCCCUAACGCCGUCGUUAAAGAAUUUUGCAAGAUUAAAUCUCACUGGACAGCCCGAAUUCUGCUUUGAUUCCAAGGGAUAUAAUGAAUCUUUGGUGCCAAGAUUGGCGAUUCAUUUUGCAGAUGGAGUACAGUUUGAACCCCCAGUAGAAAAUUAUGUGAUUGAUGUGGCUGAUGGGCAAAAGUGCCUUGGGUUUGUUCAAAUGACUUGGCCUGAUCAAUCUAUUAUUGGCAACAUCAUGCAACAAAAUCACUUCUGGGAAUUUGACCUUGCAAAUGUGCUAGAUAACAUUAUUCUCAAGGAAAAGCAAGAUGGUGAAGGUGAGGCCACGACUACAUACAAGAGGGCAGAAAGUGAACCCGCACCACAGGUAUAUGAACUGCGCAAGAUAGAAGACGUCCUGCAAGUAGCAGCACAGCCCCUCGAUGAGGUGCACAGGAUAGACAAUGGUUCUGUGCAAGUUGCGAUGGCACUACUAAUUGAAAGCACGGGAUAG
Fraxinus pennsylvanica is the source of this 1611-nucleotide messenger RNA. The record is from the annotation of a GenBank genome assembly. NCBI's taxonomy places the organism in Eukaryota, Viridiplantae, Streptophyta, Magnoliopsida, Lamiales, Oleaceae.